Nematocida minor is the source of this 786-nucleotide messenger RNA. RefSeq lists its product as uncharacterized. The record is from RefSeq and is a predicted model, not a curated record. Lineage: Eukaryota; Fungi; Microsporidia. The transcript has a single exon. Bases 1 to 786 code for a protein of 261 amino acids.
AUGGGAGCUUCAGAAUCAGAUAAACACAAUAUUUACAAGAAGACCAAUGCCAACAGGCUCUUUGCUCUUGAUGAGUUUCUUGGAGACAAUUCCGAAGGGCUGAACAUGGACACGUCUCUCUCUCUCUCUGAAGACCUGCAGAAGAUUCUUGAAGAAAGAAAGCUGUACUCUUUUAAUCAGAUGAGCAAUGUCGCAUACACUGAUAAGCCAGAGCAAAUGUCGUACAUAGACGCAUGGUACACAAAAAAGAGAAGAAGACCGUAUGUUGCGCCGUGGAGCUAUGUGCCCGAGGACAAGAGCGGAAUGUAUGAACAGGAUAUUGCUCCGUACAUGUCGCGCAAACCAGAAACAAAGAAACAAAAAAUGUGCUUGGGAGUCAUGAAGAAGCCUGCGCCAAUGACUGAAAAAAGCACGCUGAACUCGAUUCUUCCUUUGUACCUAAAUUCCACCACGAGCUUUGAAGGCCCGUCGCAAAAGAAAGAGUUUCUCAAAAUAAGCGACAGCUUCAUGAACAGAGUAAGCGGAAUAGACUAUGAUGCCCUGACUGUGCAGCAGCUGAAAAGCAUCAUGAAAGAGUUUGGCCUGUCGUACACGGGGAAGAAGCACGAGCUCAUCAACAGGAUACAGCAGACAUGCCAUAAAAUCAAACAGAAGCAAACCCAAGACUCUUCAUCAGCAUACCUUGCAAAGGACAGCUCUGCGCUGUCUCCUUCUCUGAAAGAAAGCAUAGAAGCAGAAAUAGAAAAAACGGAAGAGAAAUCAUCGCUUGGGUUUAUGUUUUUUUAA